Molecule: messenger RNA, 3628 nt
Organism: Tympanuchus pallidicinctus (lesser prairie-chicken)
Lineage: Eukaryota; Metazoa; Chordata; Aves; Galliformes; Phasianidae
Gene: MAK
Product: male germ cell associated kinase
Exons: 16
Coding region: 473-2425 (650 amino acids)
Biological process (GO): protein phosphorylation; intracellular signal transduction; cilium assembly
Cellular component (GO): cilium; cytoplasm; nucleus
Molecular function (GO): ATP binding; protein serine/threonine kinase activity
Source: RefSeq, a predicted model, not a curated record
CAACGGGGCGAAGCGGCGGGGCGGCGGUUCGAGGUUGGCGGCGCCGGGCCGGAGCGCUGCGAGCGAUUUUGACAUUUCUAUUUGAGUUCUGAAGGAACAUCCUGAAGUUUCACAGCUAAGCUGUGUGCGGAUGGACAAGGCACAGCUGGAACUGGACUUGGCAAAGGGGUGCAAAGAAGUAAAAGAAAGGCUUCUGCACCAACCUGACAUCUGGUACAUCAACCAGAAGAGGGUCUGCUGAGAAUUACCAUGCUCUUCUACCUCUCAGUGGAUCUCAAAAUACAUGUAAUUCAGAGGAGACCGGUGACCAUCCUGCUCUGUUAUGAGGAAACAUCCAGCAACCUCAGGCUAUCUGGAAGAAGAUUUCUCUAAAAAAAAAAAAAAAAAAAAAUCAAAAGGCAAAAAAAUCCUUCAAAAAUACAGAAGACAUCCAGAACUUCAUAAAUUAGUAAUUGUAGUUGGAUAAGAAAAAAUGAACCGUUACACAAUCAUGAAGCAGCUGGGUGAUGGCACCUAUGGCAGUGUGUUGAUGGGAAAGAGCAAUGAAUCAGGAGAGCUUGUGGCCAUCAAACGAAUGAAAAGGAAGUUCUAUUCAUGGGAUGAGUGCAUGAAUUUGAGAGAAGUCAAGUCCCUGAAGAAGCUAAAUCAUGCCAAUGUAAUAAAAUUGAAAGAAGUCAUAAGAGAAAAUGAUCACCUUUACUUCGUGUUUGAAUACAUGAAGGAAAAUCUCUAUCAAUUGAUGAAGGACAGAAACAAGUUGUUCCCUGAGUCAGUCAUCAGAAACAUGAUGUAUCAGAUACUGCAAGGGUUAGCUUUCAUCCAUAAACACGGAUUUUUUCAUAGAGACAUGAAGCCUGAAAACCUUCUUUGUAUUGGUCCAGAACUUGUAAAAAUAGCUGAUUUUGGUUUGGCUAGAGAGCUGAGAUCUCAGCCACCGUAUACAGAUUACGUGUCCACCAGGUGGUACCGUGCUCCUGAAGUUCUGCUGCGGUCAUCCAUCUACAGCUCACCUAUUGACAUAUGGGCAGUUGGCAGCAUCAUGGCUGAAUUAUACACACUGAGACCCCUUUUCCCAGGCACAAGUGAAGUAGAUGAAAUUUUCAAGAUUUGCCAAGUAUUAGGGACUCCAAAGAAGAGUGACUGGCCAGAAGGAUACCACCUCUCUUCUGCCAUGAAUUUCCGUUUCCCACAGUGCGUCCCUAUCAGUUUAAAAACUCUCAUCCCAAAUGCAAGCAGUGAAGCCAUACAGCUUAUGAGUGAUAUGCUGAACUGGAAUCCAAAGAAGAGACCUACAGCAAGCCAGGCACUGAAGUACCCUUACUUUCAAGUUGGCCAAGUUUUAGGACCUCCCCCACAAAAUUUGGAGAAGCAGACUCCUGUUAAACCAGUGCAGCCAACAGAACCAAAGCCAACUUUACCCAAACUGGAAGCUGUAUCCAAGCCAGAGCCUCUGUCUUCACCUGAGGAACCUGACAAAACACAGCCACAGUCUCUGUCAAAGGCUAAUCACCAGCCUCUCCAGCAAAUUCAGGUGCCCCAGAAUACAGCUAACCAGCAAGUAUCAAAACAGCAGCAGACACAGGUGCAGCCAUUUUUUCCAGCUAUCAAUAAAGACUCAUCUGGGAAACAAGCAGCUCAGAAUGGCACAGUGGGUGCUAAAAGUUGCAGGAGACGAUGGGGUCAGACUUUGACAAAGGCUGUGGACAGCUGGGAUGAAUUGGACGAUGCUGAAUUUGGAAUGUCGUGUUCAAAGAAGCCUAGCAUUGCACUGUUAAAAGAAAAGAAAAACAAGGAAUGUCUCUUUAGUGUGCCAGAACCAAAAGCUUCACACUGUACCCAGCCAGGAGCAGAAAAUAAAGGUGUAAUGAGAAAUGAUUCUGGAAGAUCCAAUACAACAGCAAAACAGUACUAUCUAAGACAAUCAAGAUACCUGCCAGGUGUAAACCCUAAGACUGUCUCUUUAGUAGCAAUCAAUAAAGAAGGAUCUCAUGGAACCUGGAACAACCAGUUGUUUUCCAAGCCAUUGACACAUGUUGGAGAAGGAUUGCCUUUCAACAGAAAUAAUACAGAAGAGAACUUAAUUACACCCAUUGAAAAGCUAUCAUGCAAAGAAAGUUUGAAUGAAAAAUUAGAGGAUCCAAAAGGAAAUUCUGACUUUGUGGGAGGCGCUGCUUACAACCCAUCAGGAGGAUACAUCCCUUCCUUUCAUAAGAAAGAAGUUGGAUCAGCUGGACAACGGAUACAGCUGGCUCCUAUUGCUCCAUCUGUAUCUGAUUAUUCCUGGAAAACCAAAGCUGCUCGUGCUCAGUUAGCAGGUCCUACUUACAAUUCAGCAAAAAGCAUGAAUAUUUUAACUCAUGCACCAACAAUUCAGCCAGUCCAUGGAAGAACAGACUGGAUGGCUAAGUAUGGAGGACACAGAUAGAAAAUACCAUCUUGAACGAGGCUCACAUGAUACCUGCACAGUUCUCCUGCCUGAAAUGCCUAUCUGCUCUAAUCUUUCCUAAGACCUAUGCAACAGUAAAGACAGAAACAGACAACUUUGUGUUCUACUAUCUAUGGACACACACCAAAAAAAUCACAUUAUUUAAAAUACUGGCUAUUAAGUAGGAUUUCAUUAAGUAUUGUACAACACAUCUUGCCAAAUUUAUCACGUAUUUAGAAGUAAUGAGAAGUAGAUUUCACCUGGCACUUUCCUAUAGAAGACUUCCUAUCAGCACAGUCUUAAAAACAAGAGCUUUAAUUUCUUGCCCUAUGCAAAAGUCCACCACUGUACAUGAAAGCAGCUUAGGUCACAAGCAGCUAGAACUGGGGCUAAAGCAGAACAGCUCCAGGCUCCCAGCUGAUACACUGGUUCCUUCUGGGAAAUAUCAAAGUGAAAGCACAGACUGGGCUUUGUGAAGAACAUCAGUGUCCUCCAAGGAUUUCAGAACUCGCUUGUACCUAAAGAGUUGCUCAGGGUCUGUAAUGUGUAAAUAAAGUGAGAACUCCUUGUAGCUGGACAGAAGCAAUAUAGUGACAAUUCCUGCUCCUGGAAGCUCUGAAAAUACAUCCCAGUAGCAACACUGGAAAACAGCUAAGCAAGUACUGAAUGCUGCACUUACCUCACUGAGCUGUAGUGAAACUUAAAACCAGACUGUACUGUUAAAAUUAGCUUAUGACCACUUUCAGUUGAAGAUCUGUGGAGAAUUACAUCUCCCUUGUCAAAGGUAUAUCACAGCAACAUUUUAAGGAAUCCAAUCCCAGUCUCAUCAGCUGUUCUAAAGGUGAAUUUAAAAAGGCCUAAGUGGUUGGUAACCGUCUUACUGGGUGAUGACACGAACCAGACUUCUUCAUAACUCAAAGAAGCCCUGUGAAUCAUGUGAGGGAGGAAAUAAAGCUGCUUUUCUAAGAAGUUACUUUCUCUUUUAGAUCUUUAAAGCCAGCUUAAGUCCUGUAUGUAAGACCACAUACAAGCUUUAACAAUGCAAUACCUCAAUGUUUAUAUGCUCACGUCAUACUUUCCUUGGCACCUAUGCUAAGUUUUACAGAAAUAUCUUGCAAAGGGCAUUGCAGUGUACAAUAAAUAUAUUUUUUUAAUGUUGAUCUAGGCUACUUCUGUUCACAGCUGCGUUUAGAAUAGAUGUUU